This is a messenger RNA of Arachis ipaensis, 1326 nucleotides long. RefSeq lists its product as uncharacterized. The record is from RefSeq and is a predicted model, not a curated record. Lineage: Eukaryota; Viridiplantae; Streptophyta; Magnoliopsida; Fabales; Fabaceae.
AUGAAUGCGAUUGAUGAAGCCACUAUGCUUGAAAUGUUAAUGAUUUAUAGACAGAAUCAAGCUCAUGUGCCAAUCCUGAAGUUGUAUGUUGAGUUCGAGCAAUUGGGUAAUACCCACGAAGCAGAUGAAUCGUUGCUAAGUGGAGAAGACAACAUAGACUGGAAAGAAAACAAUAGUGAUAGUGAAGAAGAGUUCUUAGCCAACAAUGACAUGUUGGGAGGAAACGACGGAGGGAACAAGAGUCAUCCUGAAAGGGAAGUUCAUGGUUCAAUAAACACGAUCGCAAGCCGAUAUUCAUUCGAUGUGCCAUUUUUCAUGCGUGCUUUGGACCUCGACGCUAUGCACGCACCAGAAUUUGCUGAGUUUGCAAAUCCAAGCAUUCCCUUUGUGCAAGAUGGUGAGUUUGCUGUUGGAAUGGAAUUUGGUUCUAGGGAGGAUAUGGUCAUGGCAAUUAGGAGGUAUACCCUUUCUAAAGGGGUCGAUUACAGGGUCUACGAGUCUGAGCCUCUGACGUUUUAUGCAAAGUACCUGCAGUAUGGUAGAGGUUCUGAUUGGCUAAUUCAGGCUAGUUUGAUUCAACGAAAGUGUUGUUGGAAAAUUAGGCGAUACAAUGAAAGUCAUAUGUGUACUAUGGGAAUGAUUUCUCAAGACCAUUCAAAAUUGGAUUCAGACACAAUUGCGGAUGCUAUCAGGCCUCUAGUUGAAGUCGACCCAUCCUUGAAGGCCCGACUCGUCAUUGCAGAUGUUCAAUCGAAGUUCAACUAUACUAUAAGUUAUCGCAAAGCUUGGUUGGCAAAACAAAAGUCAAUUGCAAAAAUGUUUGGUAGUUGGAAAGUUUCUUAUGAGUCUUUUCCUGCAUGGUGUAUGGCAAUGUGUGCUCAGAACCCAGGAUCCAUGGUUCAGCAAGAUACUACACCAGCAUAUCAUGGAUCUGAAGUGGAGGAAGGCAUCAAAAUAAUGCAUCGAGUUGAUGGCACACAUCUGUAUGGUAAAUACAAAGGAGCUCUAUUGGUUGUUGUGUCUCAAGAUGGAAACAAAAAUAUUGUGCCACUUGCUUUUGCCAUUGUUGAAGGAAAGACUGCCGAUGUAUGGUAUUUUUUCCAAAAUAAUCUACGGAGGAAUGUCGUCAGGAGGGAUGGUGUAGGUAUUAUUUCUGAUUGGCACGACUCUAUUAGCGCAGCGAUGGCUAGAUGUAACGAUUCGUGGAGUCCUCCGAGGGCAUUUCAUCCUUUCUGUGUGAGGCAUAUCGCAUCAAACUUCUUACGAAGAUUCAACUCACCGUACUUGCAGAAACUCAUUGGUGUUCGAAGACAGAACAACAAUUAG